Molecule: messenger RNA, 2181 nt
Organism: Drosophila persimilis
Lineage: Eukaryota; Metazoa; Arthropoda; Insecta; Diptera; Drosophilidae
Gene: Cnx99A
Product: calnexin
Exons: 9
Coding region: 198-2021 (607 amino acids)
Biological process (GO): protein folding
Cellular component (GO): endoplasmic reticulum membrane; endoplasmic reticulum
Molecular function (GO): calcium ion binding
Source: RefSeq, a predicted model, not a curated record
GCUAGAUUUCGAUUCUCGUUUUUUCGCAGCGCCCGCAGUUCGAGGAAAUUGGUGAAAAGCAACGCAAGCAGCGACAGAAGACCACAGAAAGCAGCAGAUAAUUGUGUGUUUUCAUUUCUACAAACACGAGAGCCGUGCCGGGGAGGUGGUUGAAACAGCAAAACCAGCAGCAGCAGCAGCCGCUAAUCGGGAAGAAAAUGCAGUGGAAGUUCGGGGGGAGCAGCGCAGCGCUGGCGUUGCUGCUGGCCUGCAGCUUACUGCUGUCCGUGACAGCCGAUGCGGAGUUCGGUGUCGAUGCCGACGAUUUUGAGGAUGGCCAAGUCGAAGAUGUUCAGGAGGAGACGGUCGGCGCUGAUGAGGAGCUGGUCUACGAGAGCCCUGUGAUCGAGCCCAAGAAGUUCCACUUUGCCGACCAUUUCGAUGAUGUUGAGGAGUCGCGCAAGCUGUGGGUCAACUCGCAGGCCAAGAAGGACGACAUUGCCGAAGAGAUCUCCAAGUACGAUGGCAUCUGGAGCUGGGAGUCACCGCAGCGGAUCGUCUGGGCGAAGGAUAAGGGACUGGUGCUCAAAUCGAAGGCAAAGCAUGCUGCCAUCUCGGCACGCCUCCGCAAGCAGUUCGAUUUCAAGGCAGAAAAACCACUGGUGGUGCAAUAUGAGGUCACACUGCAGGAGGGUCAAGAUUGCGGCGGCUCGUACAUCAAGCUGCUGUCCGCUGGCAAGGAAACCGACAAUCUUAAGUCGUUCAAUGACAAGACACCCUACACCAUCAUGUUCGGGCCGGACAAGUGCGGGAACGAUGUGAAAUUGCAUUUCAUAUUCCGUCACGUUAAUCCAAUUAACGGCACCAUCACCGAGAAGCAUUGCAACAAACCAAAGAACCGGCUGGACGAUCUCUUUAAGGAUAAGCUCCCACAUUUGUAUCAGCUUGUGGUCCAUCCCGACAACAGCUUCGAGAUUCGAGUGGAUCACAAAAUCGUCAAUGAGGGCUCCCUACUGACAGACUUUAAGCCGCCCGUAAAUCCGCCAGCACAGAUCGAUGACCCGAAUGACCACAAGCCAGAGUCGUGGGAUGAGCGCGAGAAGAUACCAGAUCCCACAGCAUCGAAGCCCAGUGAUUGGGAUGAGGAUGCACCGCCCCAGCUGCCCGAUCCGGAUGCUGUUAUGCCCGAGGGCUGGCUGGAGGAUGAGCCCGACAUGAUAUUCGAUCCCACGGCCAGCAAGCCCGAGGAUUGGGAUGCCGAAAUCGAUGGCGAAUGGGAGGCACCGCUGGUGGAUAACCCCGUCUGUGAGAAAACCGUUGGCUGUGGCAAGUGGAAGGCUCCGCUGAUCCCCAAUCCCAACUACAAGGGCAAGUGGCGUGCACCGAGCAUUGACAAUCCCAACUAUCAGGGCAAGUGGUCUCCUCGCAAGAUUGCCAAUCCCGAUUUCUUUGAAGAUCUAAAGCCGUUCCGCAUGACACCGAUUAGUGCUGUGGGUCUGGAGCUCUGGUCCAUGUCUAGCGACAUUCUCUUCGACAAUCUUAUCGUCACCGAUGAUGUGGCGGUGGCCCGUGAUUUUGCUGCCAAUAGUUUUGAUGUCAAGCGUCGCUAUAUUGAUCGUGAAUCGGACUCAUUCGUGAAUAAGGUAGUCGAGCUAGCCAAGGCCAAUCCCGUGGUCGCGGGCAUUGCCCUGGUGGUCUUUGUCGUGCUAUUCGUUUUCCUUACCAUUUGGUGUAGAUUUGGUGCCGCUAAGAAAGAGGACGCUGCCAAACGCGCUGCCGCUCAGGCAAAGAAAACCGAUGAACCACAACCCGAUGAGGCACCCGAAGAGGAGGAGGAAAGCGAUCCAUCGUCUGAGAGAGCUGCUGGCGAUUCCAGUAAGGAAAGCACGCCGCUGUCCGCUAGUCCCAAGAAGAAUACAAAGUCUGAUUUAGAGGAUAAUGUUGAGACCAAGCCGGAGGAGCCGGAGGGUUCUGAUGAGCCCGCACAGACUGAGCAACCUACCACAAAAACUACACGUAAGCGCGCAGUGCGCAAGGAGUAAAGCGGAUCAACAGAAAAAAAGAACGUUUUGAACAGAACCUAACCCAUUUCCAUAGAGCAAACGGCAACUAAAACUUCAACAACAGCCAAUAUUUAUUUCAAACAUGAUUCGAGGUUCAACACAUCCCACACUCCAAAAAUACACACAACCGUACAUAUAA